This is a messenger RNA of Symbiodinium natans, 1056 nucleotides long. NCBI's taxonomy places the organism in Eukaryota, Dinophyceae, Suessiales, Symbiodiniaceae. The record is from the annotation of a GenBank genome assembly.
AUGGAUGAAGAUGAUGAGGAACCAGAAGGCAGGAAGCAGCUGGCAAAGCGAGAAGAGCCAAGAACUUGGCCGAUCUCGUUGCGCGAGGACUUCACGCGGUCGGGUGUCUGCGUGAUCUCGAAUUUCCUAGGCGACGGCACUGCGGCGGCCUUGCGAAAGGCUUCUUUGGGGCUCUUCGCCGAUGGAGGUAUGGCACCAGGAGCAUUGGGCGGUGGCGGAGAUGGACGGGGCAUCCAACGCAGCUUCCGCGGGGACUACGUGGCUUGGCUUGGACCUCAUGGCGUCAACGAGCCCACCAAGCGCUGCCGACGUGAAGGUGCUGUGAAGGCAACACUCCGAGCAGGCUCCAAGCUGUUAGAAGACGACCACCAGUUCACAGUGCCUUCUGCUUCGAAGUGGGUCUCACUUCUGGGCACUCUCACUGCCCGGCUGGACAUGGUCGUGGACAUCCUGUGUCCCAAUCUGGACCGUGGGGAGGUGAUGGCGAGCGUCUACCCUCCAGACUGUGGGGCUCAAUUUCGACGGCACCUCGACAAUCCUUGUCAUGAUGGCAGGCGCAUCUCCGCAGUGUAUUACGUGAACGCAGGUUGGCAGCGCAAAGAUGGUGCCUUGCUGCGAUGCUGGCCUCGCCAGGGCGAGGUGGAAGAGAUUCUGCCGGACGAAGACACUUUGGCCGCUCGCUGGGAGGUUUUUGUUGGUCGGCAGCCGCGCGUGAAACUGCUCUGUCGCAGGUUGCGGCGGAUUUUUUGGAGCGGUAUACCUCAAGUUGCUUGUGUAGAAUCAGAAAUGCCAAUGCGCUUUCCUUCCAGAUUCCAGGUCCUCUUCGAGGCCGAUGCCAUCGAGCACGAGGUCACGCAGAACAGAAGCACGGGUAUCUUUCCAGAUGGUUAUCGUUGCGCCUUCACCUGCUGGUACUGGGAAGGAAGUGCUCCACACGUGGACCUGCCAAGACGACGGCGAUCAAGAUCGAACCGGCGACGAAGACAGCAAAACGGCAAGGUAGUAAGACCAAUUUCAUUGCAGCAGCAUUUUUGGUUGUACUUGUGCAGAACAUGA